GCGAGCCACUCUUCGCCUGUUCGCGCGCGCGCGCGCGCGCGCCUACCGGGACCACCGCACCACCGGGUGUCGUUCACCGCUGGCUGAUGUGCGUCCCGAUGCUUUAGAGAUACGGGCACUCCGCACGCGUUACACACGUACGCAUAUACAUAUAUACGUGUUAUACAUAUAUAUAUAUAUAUCUACGUACAAUAUAUAUAUAUACACGGCCGGGCGGCGGAAGUGUUUUGCUCGAUCCUUCUUCGUCUCGCGCGCGCAGUCUGUGCGCUGUACGGAUUAACACGGGGCCUUUAGAUCGCCCCGCUGUCGGCGACGCUCGAUCUCAUUGGCGAUCUCCCGCCGAGUUGUCGGGUACGGCCCAUCGAGAGAAGCGAACCCGCGCUCGUGUCGUCGCAGACCGGAGACACCUCCCUGACACUUGGACGCCGAGCCCGCCGAGCCACCAUCGAGCUCCCGUCCGUGUCCCGCCCUGGACACGCUGAUUCGCCCGAUUCGCCCGCCACACGACGGGUUAUGUUUCCCACCUUCAUCGGGAUCCUAGACAUUCAAUCGUGGUGGGAGGUGCCAAGUAUAGCACACUUUUGCUCAUUAUUUAGAGCUGCCUUCAAUCUUCUGGAUUUUGAUAUUGAGGAUUUGGAAGAAGCUUUAUUGACGGACGGAGGUACCGAAGGACGACUGCUUCAAGAACUGAUAGUAAAGUUACUGGAGGGUUGCUUGCCAAAUGACACUCGCAAUGACAUCUCUACUUUUAAUUAUCAGAUGUUUCUGCGUAGACUUUUCCGCAAAAAAUGUCAAGAAUACAAAUGUGAAAAUCCUUUCAACACAGACGUAGACUUUGAAUUGUUACCGCUUCGUCAAAAGGUAGAAAUACUACGUGCCCUCUGUGACUUCAGGCUCGACGCCGAAGACGUAGAGCAGUCGUUGAGCAACUUGGACUCGGAUAGCCUGCGAGUCGAACCUUUGGGACAUGAUCGUAAGAAUUCUGCCUACUGGUACUUCUACGGCACUCGACUGUACCGGGAGGAUUACAUUGAUACUUCUAACAGUGCCUCACACAAACAGAAAAGUAAGCCAAGGGAUAAAAAGCGUAAAAAACGACGGAACAGAGUGGCGAAGGAGGAACAGGAAGAGGAAGAGAAGGAGGAAGCUAGUUUAAUAAAUAGCGGCAACGACGGACGAGAGAGCGUUUGGCAAGUCGUUUGUUUUACCCAACAAGAUUGGAGCAGAUUGGUUGAAAAAUUUCGUGAUUCGGAAUACGACACCGAACGCAAACUUUAUCGUACUUUAUCCGAAGACUUUAUGCCGGAAAUACCAAAAUUGUUCGAUUUAAAAGAGAAACAGCAACGGCGUAAGCUAUUACAACGUAAUAGCUCGCGAGUGCUUCGUAGCCAAGAACCUGCUACACAGAUGGAUGCAGUCAUGGUCAGAUCCAAGAUCAGGACUAAAACAACCAAAGGGACUAAAAAAGGGACGCAAGCUUCAAAAUCUUAUAUUAAGGAGGAGACUUCUCCGCCGUUACCGACGCCACCGGUUCAGAAAAAAGGACGGCAAACAAACAAUUCUUUGGCCUCGGCUGUUGGUCAGAUUGUAAUUCAUACUAGGGAUGAAGUAGAAGACUUAGAAAAGAAGAAGGGUGUCGGUAAUCAUGGCGAUGGUAAUUACGUAUCUCAUAAUUAUGGCUACAAAUAUGGCUAUUCCUUCGGUAUCGAGGAGGAGGAGCGUUGUGUCGGCAUGCACAAAGUUCUUGAAAGUGUCAAAGAUCACGUGGAUGCCUGGCCAUUCAUUGAGCCCGUGGAUGAGGAUUAUGCGCCAAGGUAUUAUAGUGUGGUGCGCAGGCCAAUGGAUCUUAAAACUAUGGAAGAGAAACUGGAAAAUGGCUCGUAUAAAAAUUUAAAUCAGUUUAAACGCGAUUUUCGGCUUAUUGUUGACAAUUGUAGGCAAUACAAUGGCUCAGAUAAUGAAUACACGGAUAUGGCGAUUAAUCUUAAGGAAGCCUUUGACAAAGCCGUAAGUCGAUAUUUAGAGUCAGAGACAUCCAGUGACGAAGACGCUACAUCUCCUCGGUCACUGGCCGGAUCGCCUACAUCUUUAUCAUAUCCUUCACGUCAUUUACCUUCUUCGCAACAUAACGCACGUAAACGUUCGAAAAAAUCAACAAAAAAGUCCAAAUCAUAUAAACCUGAGAGUAAAACAAAGUCUAAGAAUAACGAAAAAGUAGACGAAGAUGAAAAGAGAAAUAAAAGUAUUAAAGUUGCGAAAAAGAAAAGGGGAAAGAAAAAAGGUAAAAAAGUAAAAGAGGAAGAAUUGGACGAGGAUGAGGAGGAACAGGAGGAUCAGGAAAAUGAAGAUGCAAUAUCUGAAACUAGUAUCGUAACGUCAAAGAGAAGAAAAAACGUUGAUGUAAAUAGUUUACUUAAAACCAAAAAACAAUCUAAGGAAUCUGAAGGAUUGAAAACAUCUAAUAAAAAGGCGAGCAAAGAACGACAUCAAUCGAAAAAAGAUUCGGAAAUUGUACGAUCUGCCAAAGAAAUGAAAGAAAACAAAAAGCGGAAGGAGGAUUUCGAGGAAGAUUACGAACCUCCAGUAAUUGCGAGAAGUAAAAGUAGAAAGAUAGAAAAGAAAGAACUUGAAGAAAUUGCAAUAUUGACAGACAAUACUAAGAAGAGCAAAUUAAAAAAGAUCGAAGUGGAAGAAAGUGACACAGUAUUUGAAGAGGAUAAAAAACAAUCUUCCUAUGUCAAAACGAAAAAGAAUCGUAAGAAAGAAAAGUCGAAUUUAAAGACUAUAACCAAGUCUGAUGAAAAAUCCGACAAGAGUUAUAUAAAGCAAAAAAAUAAGAAAUCAAAACAAAAGGAAGAAUUAAAAAAUGGAGAGUUAAAGAGUCAAACAGAUUCCAAAGAUGUAGAAUUAGAAAGUGCUUUAGAUUCCAAACAUACUCACAUCUCUAAGAAGCUCUCCACGUUAAUUGGUAAUAAAGAUGUAGACUCGCUCGAUAGUUUAAAGGAUAAGAUAAGCGAUAGAAGACGGGAAGAAAAGUUAAAAAACGAAAAAGAAAAACAGAGGAAAGCGGGGAAAAGUGACACUCACGGUGUCCAUUCCAAAAAAGUGCCUUCAAACAGUAGUACUUUUCACGACAAUGAUAAAGACAGUGCAAAGCGAUCAAAGUCGAAGAAAAGUACGAAGGAAGAUAAGACGGAUGAUACAAUUAAGAAACAUGAUCCGGAAAUCAGUGAAAGUAAGAAAAGCACUCAUGCUAAACAUACCAAAGGACUGGGAGCAGAAGAAAACGCUACGAUUCAAGCAUUAAAUCAAGCGACGGAGAAAACACUUCAUGACAUUAACAAGUGGCUUGACGACGCGCCCAGACUUUCGGGCUUUUCUUCCGGUAGUGAUUCGCCAGUGCUUCAUACCUCUUCGAUUGAAUCCAGUCGAUCAGGAUCCAAAGUCGAGGCUGCGCGAAAAAGACCAAGCUCUAUCAAAAUAUUUGGUCCUCAUGGACCGAGUCGACCGAAGAAGAUACAGCGUACAAUCGAUCGUUUGCAACCUGGCAAAAGUAAGGGAAAUUUACUUCUGAAGAAACCGCUUAAUGUGCCCAGCGCUAACGCCAGUGAUGCCGCGAAUUACUCUAACAGUGAUAACGAUCAAUCGAAUAAGGAUAACGAUGAAGAGCCGAAGCUCAGUUUAGGUACUGUGUUGAAAAACGUAGAUUCCAUCCAAUUAAUCUGCAAGAGUUUAGUAUCGUCACCUAAUCCUAAUUUGUCGAACGACGAGGAAGAGGACCACUCUUUUACCACAACUCAAAUGGCUGUUAAAGAAGAAAAAAGUGCUAAAGAAGCUACGAAGCUAUCGAGCACAGUAGAGGAGAAAGAGGCAGUUCGAUCUGGUACGGAUGAAGCGCAGAAACCGAAAUCUGCCACACCAAAUUUGAGUGCCUGGAUCAAAGCCUUUGGAGCGCCAAAAUCAAAAAAGAAGGACGAGGAAGCGGAAGAGGCUGCAAUGAUAAAAAAAGAUGGGGAUUCGCAGGAAGCAUUUUGCGGCAGGCAACGACGACUGAGCACCGGUGGUAGCAGUGUCAGUGAAUCGGUAUCUAGUUUCUCUCAGGAAUCUCCACCGGCGCUACGCGCGGCUCAUUCCCCGCAGUGCCAGCCCGUGAUAACUCAAACUGAACCAAUAAGAGGUGCGGGAUUUUAUCAGGAUGCACUGUCGGCUGGGAGCAGUCCCUACAACAGUCCCUAUUACGCGACCCCACCAAGAUACAGCGCGCAAUUGCCACCCACUCCAUCACCGCAAAACCAUCCGUUGUCCCCGGCCUAUCCAUCUUACGAGCAACCACCAUCUGUCUAUCCUCAGGUACACACGCAGCCGCCAUAUCAAUCGCCGUAUCAGAAAUCGUCGCCCCAAGAUAACGCUGAGGCAUAUCCGCAAAUGUCUCCGCAACGUUUCCCGCAACAGUUACCAGCCAGCAAUCAGAAUCAAUCACCCGUUUAUCCCCAACACUCCCCGCAAGCGAUACAGCCAGUUUAUCCUCAACCGUCGCCUCAAACACCACCGUCGAAUUAUUCACAACCCUCGCCGCAACAACCAGCUACCCCGAAUUACUCGCAACCAUCUCCACAACAGAAUGCGGUCGCCAAUUAUUCUCAGCCUUCUCCCCAGGCGGUCACAAAUUAUCCGCAAGCUUCUCCACAACAGCAGCACUCCCCCUACUCACAGUCGUCACCUCAAACACCGCCAAAUUACUCGCAACCAUCUCCGCAGCAGCACUCUCCAUAUGCGCAAUCCUCGCCUCAACAACCUGCUGGUUAUGGUCGUUUGUCGCCGCAACCACCGCCUGCGAAUUACUCCCAAUCUUCGCCUCAACCACCCAACGCGUACGCGCAGCCAUCUCCUCAGCCGCCGAAUUUCUCUCCGUCGUCACCACAAACGCACCCGGCUAACUAUUCUCAGCCAUCGCCGCAACCUCCAAAUUCGUAUCCGGCUCCGCAACACGAUCGGAAUUACUCGCAAUCAUCGCACCAGCAAAUUCAGACUUUUCCCCAGCAUUCGCCGCAAGCAUCAUCUCCGUUCUCCGAACCGUCACCGCAGAACAGUCCAUAUUCCCAAUCGUCGCCGCAAUCGCUGACCAAUUAUCCGCAAUCGUCUCCCCAGCAACCGGCAACGUACUCACAUCCGCUACACUCGCCGCAGACACCGCCAAAUUACUCGCAGCUUUCGCCACAACAGACAUCCGGAACGGCAACAGCGACGGCGGCGGCGACAGCAGCAGCAGUGAAUUAUUCGCAACCAUCGCCUCAGUCUCGCAAUUAUCCGCAAUCCUCUCCUCAACAAAAACCUACGUGCAAUAUUGCACAACCACCACAACAAUCACCUGGUUACCCUCAAUCUUCUCCACAACAGACCGCCAAUUACUCUCAGCUUCAGUCGUCGAAGAACUCGGAGGAGUACGCUGCUCAAGCUACGGUGCCACCUGCGAAUUAUCCUCAGGACUUCAAACAAAAUCCCUCGUACAUUCAACAAUCACCUACGAUAUCGUCGUCUGUAAACGAAACUGAACACCGGACGGAAUACCUAAAGUCUAACACCAAUGAAAAACCUGCGACGAGCGAUCAACAGAGAAAUUUUCCCGUUCAAUCGGAAUCAUUAAAUUUGAAUGCGAAUCAUCAGAUCUAUCAGUCGCCGAGUCAGUAUCCUCCAACGUAUCCAAACAGUUUUUCCAACGUCGAGUUGCAGAGAUCUGCUUCGAGACACAGCAGUCAGCAACAGACACAGCAGCAACAACAAUCGACACCACAGGAGUCGCGGACCGGUUUUACCGAGAUACAACCACGCGGUUUCCUCGGCAAAGCACCGUCCGGUAGCAGUGAUCAAUUACCCACACCUGCAUCAGAUCAACCGCAGUUGUUGGCAUUUCAACAGAACUUGACAACAGCCCACGAAUCGCUCUAUCCAAGUGGCUUCCAGCCAUCCAGUUACUCGCUACCGCCGAACUCGAGGCCAGUGUAUCCUAGUCCGCAUUAUUUCGACGCCGGUUCCAAGUCUGCUGGAGGUGGAGGAACGUCUGGUAGUCCCUCCAACAAUCCUCCUCCGAUGAAGAAACGUGCGUACGAGCCGCCUUCCAGCGAGUCCAACACGCGAGGUCUGCCACAAGAGAGCACAGUGACGCGUCCGAGUCAAGAGCAGUUUCCGAGUUUCGAGCCGAUGAUGACUCUUUCGCAACCAGAAGCCGUAUCGGUCAGUCAGUUUGAUGGCACGCCGUUCGUCGGUGGCUUGGCCGAUUCUAUGGCGACCAAUUCGGCAUAUGCGCGGCUUAGCCUCGGUCUAGUAGGUCGGGCAUCGAGUAAGGAGCAGCAGCAAUUACUAACAAUUCCACGACCACCACCUGGGACGAAGUCAGAGCAUCUCGCCGCUUACGGUCGCAGUACCGCGCCCGCCGAGCUUGAACAGCUUAAUCUGCUACAAAGCUUGCAGGCGGCUAAAAACAGCCAGGGUAUUCUCGCUAUAUCGCGACGAUCUGGUGAGAGCGAUGUGCGAACGACUCCUAUGAGCGCGAUAACGCCCACCGUGACGCCGUCCAAGACGAAGAGGAGUCGGAAAAGCAAGCAUCCGCAACAACAGGAACAACCGAGCGCAACAGUCGCGGCGACGACCGUAACGACGACCUCGGUCGUCGCAGCGGCCGCCGAUCAGCAGCAAACUGCUGGAAUGCCUGCUUUCCCGCAGUACGCGACCGCCUCCGCCGCGACUGCGGCCGAUUCCAUCAGCGCCUUGAAGACAGCUGCGGUGGCGGUACCGCCACCCGCAGGUAGUGCCUUCAACUUCGCCGCCUCCGCCAGCGGUGCGACCGCCGGCCAUGCCCCGCCGUUCCCCUACGACAAGGAAGCUACCGCAGCGGCCGCGUUUGCCUUCCUAACCGAUGAGUUUCGCAAUCCGGGCAGUUACUACAACAUGGCUCUGCGACAGCAGCAACAACAGCAGCAGCAGCAACAGUCGCAGCCGCCUAUGGUACCGCCGACGGUGACCAAUGCCUCCGGUCAGCCGACUGCCUGUAACAAACUCAGUAAUCAACCACCACCGAGGAACUAUCCGCCGCCUCAUUCAUUUCUUCACUCGGCCGCCGCAGCAGCUGCCGCCCAGAGAUCAGCAGCGGCGGCGUAUGUUCCGCCGGUCUCCGCUUACGUGACGCCACAUGGGCCCAAUCUAACGGUGGACCAGGCCGCCUAUCAACAAUAUAUCCAUUCGCUCUACGCCCUCCAGCCACCACCACAUCAUCACCGACCAUCCUGGCUUUAGCCACUAAGAUCACUACAAAAUCGGUCCGUGAUUCGAUGAUGACAGAUUACUCUUCUAACGGAUUUUGAAAUGUACCGCGAUGAAGGGAGAGCGUUUGUUUGAGAUCCAAAGGGAUACCAAAUAUUAAUCGAAAGUCUCUUGGCGAGCGCGCGAGAGAGCAGUGUAUGCCCUUUUUAUCUUAUCUUGUCUGUUUUUUUUUUUUUUAAACUCACAAGGGACAUCCUCCUCGCGACUUGUCUUUUCUAUUGUUUUUUACGUAAUUGACGUCGUAUCCGUAAGGCUCUCUACGGAAUUAGGUGAAUAACCGUUUGUAGAUUUCUUUGACUGCAGCUUCCUUUUUACGAGCAACCGUCGUAACUCGAGUAACUUUGACACUUUUACACCGUUCGUCGAAAGCGGAGAAGCUUAGCUUCAAAUAUGUACAUAAAGGACAAGUCUACUUUCGAUAUAGGAAUUUUUGAUAGUUUUCUAAAACGAGAUUAACCGGCAGGUUCAAUAGCUCUAAGUCGAGAUCGCUAGCGCCGAGAGUAAGUCGAUUCACAAGUUGUCUAUCAAAAGUUCCUCCGUGUGCAACGUCGGAAAAAACAUAUUCGCGAAUAAAUAACAUAAAUAUACAUUGCUCUUUCCAGCAAAACAAUCAUACAGUGAAUUGUUUCAUUUUUGUUUAACAUGUUCCAUGCUGCCAUGAGUCACUGUUA
Cyphomyrmex costatus is the source of this 7988-nucleotide messenger RNA. RefSeq lists its product as uncharacterized. The record is from RefSeq and is a predicted model, not a curated record. NCBI's taxonomy places the organism in Eukaryota, Metazoa, Arthropoda, Insecta, Hymenoptera, Formicidae. The transcript has 9 exons. Gene Ontology annotation, cellular component: CERF complex. Gene Ontology annotation, biological process: chromatin remodeling. Gene Ontology annotation, molecular function: protein binding. Bases 514 to 7290 code for a protein of 2258 amino acids.